Messenger RNA from Trypanosoma theileri, 903 nucleotides. RefSeq lists its product as uncharacterized. Bases 1 to 903 code for a protein of 300 amino acids. The transcript has a single exon. The record is from RefSeq and is a predicted model, not a curated record. Gene Ontology annotation, molecular function: protein binding; protein-lysine N-methyltransferase activity. Gene Ontology annotation, biological process: peptidyl-lysine monomethylation. Lineage: Eukaryota; Euglenozoa; Kinetoplastea; Trypanosomatida; Trypanosomatidae.
AUGGAGUUCCUCGCCUUCGACGGCCCUCCCCGGCGGUAUUACUGCGGGGAUGCGGCCACCAGUCGACGGGUUUGGCCGCUGCUCGUCACCCGCCGACUGCCGGCGGCCCGUCCGUUCUGCCGGUGGGCGGCACGCGGGGGGGCGGCGGUGCACUGCGGCCUGCGGCUGCGGCUCCACGCCGGGCGGGGGUGUUGUCUCGCCGCCACCCGCGAGAUUCCCGCCGGCCGCCCGCUCGCGUCGAUCCCCACACGACUCGCCCCCACCGCCUGCAACGCCGCGGACACGCGAGAGACACUCGCCGCCGUCCUCGCACGGGAGCUCCACAACCCACACAGUCCACAUCGGCCAUACCUGGAGUUUCUGCAUGAUAUCUAUAAUACAGAUAUAUAUGACCGGCAUAGCUCAUUGCAGGAAGAGUUAGAUACGCUUUACAUGGGGAAUGCUAUGAGUGCGAAAGGGGUAGAAAAUGCACCAUUUAUUACAAAAAAUACCCUCGUGACUCCCUCACAACGAGUUGAGUGGAUUCGUCUACAUUCUAUGUUAAGGCAAAUAGAACAGAGUUUACCACAUUUUGCCUCCAAAUCUGCUUCAUGGGGAAUGUCCAUGACUCUUUCUCGGUCUAUUUAUGAUGAUAAUGGAGGUCUAAAUUUAUACCCUAUUAUUGAUUUUUCUCUUCAUAGUUUUGAACCAAACUCAGUGAUUCGAAUAACUAACCCAAGAAAUGUUCAAGAUAAAGGGAUUGGCUUAAAAUGGCACGAUUCCAAGCAACCGUGUGUUCAUCUCUUUUCAACGCGUACUAUAUCGGCAGGUGAACCUAUAACUAUUCUUUAUAGUCCACGUCGUGUGAAAACAACAGAGGAUGCUGAAUAUUGGAAACUAAGGUGGGGUUAUGUACCUAACUGA